This is a messenger RNA of Brugia malayi, 642 nucleotides long. Lineage: Eukaryota; Metazoa; Nematoda; Chromadorea; Rhabditida; Onchocercidae. The record is from the annotation of a RefSeq genome assembly.
UUUCGCAAGGAUGCCACUGGAACCAGGUGUAUAAUUGAAGUUUAGCUCGCUAUAAACAAAGACUUUAAGAAACGUGUUCAACUUUAUGCUGCUAAGGCUUACUAAGGCAAUUAAAUAAAUCGGUUAAGGCUUGCUCAAUUAGACACUGAUUUAAAGAAAGUUUUCUUUAUUGUAAUUUCCAAUUGUAACUUACUCUCUAAAAAGGUUGAUUGUGUAUCUACUCAUAAUAUACAUGAUACAAAAACCAAUGGCUAUUACUUGAAAGAUUUUCAAUUUAUUUUUAUUGAACUACCUAAAUUGUCUAGGAGUAAAGUAGAGCAAUUAAUAAAUAUAGUAGAGCAUUGACGCUUCUUUUUUAAGAAUGCAGAGGAUACCACUGAAACAGAUGUAAAAGCUAGCAUACGAUGGGUUAGAUGAGUUCCGUUGGAAUGAAGAAGAUAAAAUAGCGUAUGAAGAAAGAGGAAUCUAAUGAAUCUACAGAAAGACAAAGCCAUCCUUGAAUACAGCUACUAAAAAAGGUAGAGGAGAAGGUGUCAAAACCAGCAAAGAGAGAGGCAUCAAAUUGGAGCAGAGAAAGGUAGAGUGAAGAAAGCUAAAAUAGCAGUACCGAAAAAUUCACUUAAGGCAGGUAUGUCUAUAAGU